AUGUCAUUCGGUAGACCGGGAUUCGCAGAUACGUUCAAAGUAUCACCACCACAACGAGGUUCUUUCCCACUUGAUCACGAUGGAGAUUGUAAAGACGCAAUGAUCUCAUACCUCAAAUGCCUUAAAUCAAAUGCGAACGAUAACGGUAAAUGUAGAUUACAAUCUAAGAAAUACUUGGAAUGCAGGAUGGAUAACAAUUUAAUGACGAGGGACGAUAUGAAAAAUCUUGGGUUGGGAGAUGUAGUUGAUCCUGAUUCACCAACGACAAUCAUCUCUCCUACAACGACGAUAUCAUCGACACCAUCGAGCACACCAUCGCCCGCACAAAACGCCCAACCGAAACAACCUAUUCAACAAGAAAGAAUAUGA
Kwoniella shivajii is the source of this 369-nucleotide messenger RNA. RefSeq names its product cytochrome c oxidase assembly protein COX19. Gene Ontology annotation, biological process: mitochondrial respiratory chain complex IV assembly. The transcript is spliced from 3 exons. Bases 1 to 369 code for a protein of 122 amino acids. Gene Ontology annotation, cellular component: mitochondrial intermembrane space. The record is from RefSeq and is a predicted model, not a curated record. NCBI's taxonomy places the organism in Eukaryota, Fungi, Basidiomycota, Tremellomycetes, Tremellales, Cryptococcaceae.